Chrysemys picta bellii (western painted turtle) is the source of this 420-nucleotide messenger RNA. Its product is annotated as succinate dehydrogenase assembly factor 2, mitochondrial-like. The record is from RefSeq and is a predicted model, not a curated record. Lineage: Eukaryota; Metazoa; Chordata; Testudines; Emydidae. Gene Ontology annotation, cellular component: mitochondrion. Gene Ontology annotation, biological process: mitochondrial electron transport, succinate to ubiquinone; mitochondrial respiratory chain complex II assembly; tricarboxylic acid cycle.
AUGGCGACGGCGAUGGGGCUUUGGUUCCUGUCUCUCUUCCGACGGGCUCUGUGCGCCCCCCGCCUGACCUCGCUCCCUGCCCGAUGCGGCUAUCGGGGGGAGCUCCCCGGCCAACUCGCGGAAGGACCUGCUGGAGAUCCCCUUGCCCCCCUGGCAGGAGCGCCCCAGCGAGCCCCUGCAGGCCAAAAGAGCCUGUUCGAGAGCAGGAAGCGAGGCAUGCUGGAGAACUGCCUGCUGCUCAGCCUCUUUGCAAAGGAGAAUCUGAACAGCAUGAUCGAGCGGCAGCUGAACCUCUAUGACUGUCUGAUCAACGAGCCCAGCAACGACUGGGAUAUUUACUACUGGGCAACGAAAGCAAAGCCCACCCCGGAGGUGUUUGGGAAUGGUGUCAUGGUGAGUAUCUUGGUGCGAGAGAAAUAG